Molecule: messenger RNA, 1450 nt
Organism: Leptopilina boulardi
Lineage: Eukaryota; Metazoa; Arthropoda; Insecta; Hymenoptera; Figitidae
Product: odorant receptor 13a-like
Exons: 5
Coding region: 33-1304 (423 amino acids)
Biological process (GO): sensory perception of smell; detection of chemical stimulus involved in sensory perception of smell
Cellular component (GO): plasma membrane
Molecular function (GO): olfactory receptor activity; odorant binding
Source: RefSeq, a predicted model, not a curated record
AUAAUAAUAAUAAUAAUAAUAAUAGAACAAAAAUGUCAAAAAAAGAUGAAUAUAUUUCAAUAAAAAUAACUCGAAUUAUAUUGACAAUUGCAGGUUUUUGGGAUGGAGAAAAUAAGAAAGAGAAAAUUAUAUUAAAAUUUUGUAAAAUCUAUUCAUUACAAGCGAUAAUUGGUGCUAUAAUAACUCAAGCAAUGGAAGUAACAAUAUCUCUUGGGAGUUUAUCUGAUAUAACAUACUGGUUGUGCGCUGGGUUACCAUUAUCUUUAGUAAUAAUAAAGUUUUCACUUUACUUUUAUAAGAGACACAAAUUAAUUGCUUUAAUUCGCUAUACGAAAAAACACAUUUGGUUUAAAAUAUAUAACAAAUAUGAUCGAGAAAUUAUGGAUGCUUCCAAUAAAGAAGCAAUGUAUUCAAUUGGCGCUUUUAUUAUUACACUUUAUUUUACUAUAAUGUUAUACACUUUCGUUCCAAUAAUUGAAAACAUAGGACAAUCGGAAGAGGAUAGAAAAUUUCCUUUCAAUGGAAUAUCUAAGUUUCUUGAUUCUGAUGCAAAAAAAUCACCUAAAUUUGAAAUAACUUAUGUUAUUCAGGUAUUGCCUUUGCUUCAUACAGGUAUAUUGGUAUGUUGUUUUGACAAUUUAUUUUAUCUUCUCUCAUCAUUUCUUGUUGGACAAUUUAAAAUUCUUCAACGUCGUUUAAAAAUUAUUUGUGAUUCUCUUAAUUUAAACAGUGAAAAAAAUAGUCAAGAAUUAAGGGAUAAACUAAAAGAAUUAAUAGAAUAUCAUAAAUCAUUGACUAUUUAUAUCUCUAAAAUGGAAGACAUUUUUUCUUUUCAUCUUUUUUUUCUAAUAUUUGUAGCAACAGUUAUGAUUUGCGUCACUGGUAUUCAAGUAUUUUUGGUUAGUGUAUAUAUAAAAAAUAUUUCGUAUAAAAAUAAAUAUUUAAUUUCCCCAAUAACAUUGCAUAUGAUAAUUCAGAUUGAAACUUCAUAUAUUAAAGGAAUGCUAUUUAAAUUUCAUUUGUCAUGUAGUCUUUUACAAACAUAUAUAACAACAUAUAAUGGAAAUAAUAUCAUUACUGAAAGUAAUCAAGUUGCAUAUUCUGCAUAUGAAAUGCUUUGGUAUUGCAUUCCUUUUGAUAAACAUGGAAAAUCAAUUCGACAAGCUGUUGGAACAAUAAUCAUGAGAUCUCAAAGAUCAUGCUAUAUAUCAGCUGGAGGUUUUUUUCCCGUGUCUUUAGCCAGCUUUAUGUCGGUCAUGAGUACAACAGUAUCCUAUUUUACUUUACUUCGACAAUUUCUUUAAAAAUAUUGCACGUAAUAUAUUUUUGAAACUUAUUAAAGUAAAUAUUUUUCUAACAAUAAUAAUUUAGUUUAGAAUUUUAUUUAUUCAAUAACUUUAUUUUAUGUAUGCUUAUGAAUAAAUUAAUAAAAUGGAAACUUCCAAAUUGA